UUAACUAACCUAUAUGUAUUGAGGUUAUACGUGUAUUAUUAUCGUUAAACUACAUUUUUUUACUAAUUUAAUUGAUAUAAUCAAGAACACGAUAAUACAGGAAAGGUUAUUAACAGAGAAAUGGAUAUCCAAAAUCUUGAAGAAGAAACUGAUAUCCACGAUAAUUUUUUAUCAAGUAUCGAUAUAAAACAAGAAUUAAUUGACGAAGUACCUACAAUAGAAAUUCAAAAUAGAAAUGAACAAGUAAAUACAAUUCACUCGAUCAAACAAGAAAUCAACGAUGACUUGAAUACAACUGAGAUAUUUGAUAACAAUGUGGAUGUAACUAAUGAAACAAAAGGGAACUUUCUCAGUACUAACAUCAUCCUAAACAAACUGGUGUAUUCAAAAGUUGCCCUUAGAAGGGGAAUUAAAUCAAAAGUUACAGGACUGAUAAGAGAUGGGAAACAUUCGCAACCAAAUUCUAUGGGGUUAAUGAUAUGUGUAUAUUGUGGGAAUUUAUAUAAAAAACAAGAAGAAUUGUUAUACCACUUGGCAAUAAAUCAUUGUAUAAAAGGAAGCAAAUUUUCCAAAAUUAGAAAGCACCUUAAAAGUAAAAGUGAUACAUGUAUUAUGGAAAAUCUUGAUAUUAAAGAUGAAAUUGAAGUAUUUGACCAUGAAUUAAAAGUGGAACUGCAGGACAAUACAAACCAGUUGGAUGUUACCGAUAAUUUAGAAUCAAGUGUACAUAAGAGUUUGAAAUCAAUUCAAACUAAUUCAAAUAUGCAUUUACAUAGUUACACUACAACAAAACCAUUCAAAUGUGACAUUUGUAGCAAACCAUUCCCUUAUAAAAGUAAUUUAAAUAUACAUAUGCUUAGUCACAAGAGAGAAAAGCGAUUUAAGUGUGACAUUUGUUUGAAAACUUUUCCAUAUACAAGUUGCUUGAAGACACAUUUGUGCAGCUAUACAGAAGAAAAGCCAUUCAAAUGUGAUAUUUGUUCUAAAACUUUUUCACGGAGGAGUGGUUUGAAGAGACAUUUGAAAAGUCAUUCAGGAGAAAAGUCAUUUAAAUGUGAUAUUUGCUCUAAAACUUUUUCACAGUCAAGUGAUUUGAAGACACAUUUCCGUAGUCAUACAGGAGAAAAGCCAUUCAAAUGUGAAAUUUGUUUUAAAACUUUUUCACGUAUGAAUGGUUUGAAAAUACAUUCUUAUACUCAUUCAGGAGAAAAGCCAUUCAAAUGUGAUAUUUGUUUUAAGACCUUUUCACAGUCAAGUGAUUUGAAAAAACAUUUGCUUAACCAUACAGGAGAAAAGCCAUUCAAAUGUGAGAUUUGUUUAAAACCAUUUUCACGGAAAAUUAAUUUGAAAACACAUUUAUGUAAUCAUACAGGAGAAAAGCCGUUCAAAUGUGACAUUUGCUUAAAAACUUUUUCAGAUAGGAGUAUUUUGAAGAGACAUUUGGCUAGUCAUACAGGAGAAAAGCCAUUCAAAUGUGAUAUUUGUUUCAGAACGUUUACAUGGAAAAUUAAUUUGAAGAGACAUUUUUAUAGUCAUACAGCAGAAAAGCCAUUUAAAUGUGAAGUUUGUUUGAAAACUUUUUCAGAUACAAGUCAUUUGAAGGCACAUUUGCGUAUCCAUACAGGAGAAAAGCCAUUCAAAUGUGAUGUUUGUUAUAAAACUUUUUCAGAAAAGAGUAGGAUGAAGAGACAUUUGCAUACUCAUAUAGGAGAAAAGCCAUUCAAAUGUGAUAUUUGUUUGAAACCAUUUUCACAGAAAAUUCUUUUGAAGACACAUUUGCAUAGUCAUACAGGAGAAAAGCCAUUCAAAUGUGACAUUUGUUUGAAAACAUUUACAUGGAAAUUAAAUUUAAAGAGACAUUUUUAUAUUCAUACAGCAGAAAAACCAUUCAAAUGUGACAUUUGUUUGAAAACUUUUUCAGAUAAAAGUCAUUUGAAGGCACAUUUGCAUGUCCAUACAGGAGAAAAGCCAUUCAAAUGUGAUGUUUGUUCUAAAACUUUUCCAGAAAAGAGUAGGUUGAAGAGACAUAUGCGAACUCAUACAGGAGAAAAGCCAUUCAAAUGUGAUGUUUGUUUUAAAACUUUUUCAGAAAAGAGUAGGCUGAAGAGACAUUGGCGUACUCAUACAAGUGAAAAGCCUUUCAAAUGUGAUUUUUGUUGGAAACCAUUUUCACAGGAAUUUCUUUUGAAGAGACAUUUGCAUAGUCAUAUAGAAGAAAAACCAUUCAAAUGUGACAUUUGUUUUAAAACUUUUUUACAGUCCUUUGAUUUCAAGACACAUUUGUGUAUCCAAACAGGAGAAACGCCAUUGAAAUGUGAUGUUUGUUUGAAAACAUUUUCUCAGAUAAGUAAUUUGAAUAGACAUUUGCGUAUCCAUACAGGAGAAAAGCCUUUCAAAUGUGAAAUUUGUUUAAAAACUUUUUCAGAUAAAAGUAAUUUGAAGAGACAUUUGCGAAGUCAUACAGGAGAAAACUUUUGCAUAAAUGUACAGGAGAAACAAGGAAAUACAGGAAAGGUUAUUAUCAAAGAAAUGAAUGUUGAAAAUGUUAAAGAAGAAAUUGAUAUCCAAGAUGAUUUUAUGUCGAAUAUCCAAAUAAUAAAACAAGAAUUAAUUAAAGAAGUAUCUGCAAUAAAAAUUCAAAAUACAAAUGAACAAACGAAUGGAAUUUAUUCAAUCAAACAAGAAAUCAACGAUGAUUUGGAUACAACUACAAUAUUUGAUAAUAAUGUAGAUGUAACUAAUAAAACUAAAAGGGACAUUCUCAGUACUCAUAUCAUUAAAAACAAACCAGGAUAUUCAAAAGAUGCCUAUAGAAAAGGAAAUAAAUCAAAAGUUACAGGACUGAUGAGAGAUGGAAAAUGUUGGCAGCCAAAUGCUAUGGGGUUAAUGAUAUGUGUAUAUUGUGGGAAUUUAUACACGAAACAAGUAGAAUUGUUGUGGCACUUAGCAAUGAAUCAUUGUAUAAAACUAAACAAUUUUUAUAAAAUGAAACUUCAUCAUAAACAUAAAAGUGAUAAAUGUAUUAUGAAGAAUCUUGAUAUAAAAGAUGAAAGUGAAAUAGUUGAACAUGAAUUAAAAAUGGAGCUGCGGGGCACCACAAACCAGUUAGAUAUUACCAAUAAUUUAAAUUCAAGUGUACAUAAGAGUUUGAAAUCUAUUCAAACUAAUUCAAAUAUGCUUUCAUAUACUUACACAAGGGCAGAACCAUUCAAAUAUGACUUUGGGAGGAAACUGUACUCUUAUAAAAGUAAAUAUAUGCAUAAUCACAUGGGAGAAAAGCCAUUCAAAUGUGACAUUUGCUUGAAAAAUUUUCCAAUUAGGAGUAGUUUGAAGAGACAUUUGCAUAGUCAUACAGGAGAGAAGCCAUUCAAAUGUGAUAUUUGUUUAAAACCAUUUGCAUGGAAAAUUAAUUUGAAGACACAUUUGCGUAGUCAUACAGGAGAAAAGCCAUAUAAGUGUGAUAUUUGUUGUAAAACUUUUUUACAAAAAAGUGGCUUAAAGAUACAUUUGCAUAAUCAUACAGAAGAAAAGCCAUUCAAAUGUGAUAUUUGUUUAAAAACUUUUUCAUAUACAAGUCACUUGACAACACAUUUGCGAAGUCAUACAGGAGAAAAGCCAUUUAAAUGCGAUAUUUGUUUGAAACAAUAUUCACGGAAAAUUAAUUUGAAGACACAUUUACGUAGUCAUACAGGAGAAAAGCCAUUUAAAUGCGAUAUUUGUUUGAAACCAUUUCCACAGAAAAUAAAUUUAAAGUCACAUUUGUGGAGUCAUACAGGAGAGAAACCAUUUAAAUGUGACAUUUGUUUGAAAACUUUUUUUAAUACAAGUAAUUUGAAGACACAUUUACGUAUCCAUACAGGAGAAAAGCCAUUCAAAUGUGACAUUUGUUUAAAAACUUUUUCAGAUAGGAGUAAUUUGAAGAGACAUUUGGGUAGUCAUACAGGAAAGAAGCCAUUCAAAUGUGAAGUUUGUUUUAAAACCUUUUCACAGUCCGGUGAUUUAAAAACACAUUUGCGUAGUCAUACAGGAGAAAAACCAUUCAAAUGUGAAAUUUGUUGGAGAACUUUUUCCUAUACAACAAGUUUAAAUGUACAUAUGCGUAUUCACACAGGAGAAAAGCCAUUCAAAUGUGGAAUAUGUUCAAAAACUUUUUCUCAGACGAGUAGUUUAAGGACACAUUUGCGGAGUCAUACUGGAGAAAAGCCAUUCAAAUGUAAUAUAUGUUUGAAAACUUUUUCACAGACGAGUAAUGUGACGAUUCAUUUACGUAGUCAUACAGGAGAAAAGCCGUUCAAAUGUGACUUUUGUUCUAAAACUUUCUUUGAUACAAGUAAUAUGAAGGCACAUUUGCGUAUCCAUACAGGAGAAAAGCCUUUCAAAUGUGAUGUUUGUUUUAAAACUUUUUCAGAUAGGAGUAAUUUGAAGAGACAUUUGCGUAGUCAUACAGGAAAAAAGCCAUUCAAUUGUGACAUUUGUUCAAAAAGUUUUUCAGAUAAAGAUAACUUGAAGACACAUUUGCGUAUCCAUACAGGAGAAAAGCCUUUCAAAUGUGAUGUUUGUUCUAAAACUUUUUCAGAUAGGAGUAAUUUGAACAAACAUUCACUUAGUCACACUGGAAAAAAGCCUUACAAAUGUGAAACUUGCUUUAAAACUUUUUUACAGUUCAGUGAUUUCAAGAUACAUUUACGGAGUCAUACAGGGGAAAAGUCAUUCUAA
Molecule: messenger RNA, 4716 nt
Organism: Diorhabda carinulata
Lineage: Eukaryota; Metazoa; Arthropoda; Insecta; Coleoptera; Chrysomelidae
Product: zinc finger protein 845-like
Exons: 4
Coding region: 121-4716 (1531 amino acids)
Biological process (GO): regulation of transcription by RNA polymerase II
Molecular function (GO): RNA polymerase II cis-regulatory region sequence-specific DNA binding; DNA-binding transcription factor activity
Source: RefSeq, a predicted model, not a curated record